AUGUCCCUCCGCGCCAGUACCCGCCCCCUCUCGGCGUCGCUCAAGGCCUCCGCUGUCCGCACGUAUACGCGCCCGGCGGCGGUCGAGCUCGCGUACGACGUCUUUGAGCCGGCCGAGGUCAAGCAGCCCGGCCAAAGCCUUGUGCUCUGCCACGGCCUUUUCGGCUCGAAGCAGAACUGGCGCUCGCUGGCCAAGGGCUUUGCCCAGCGCCUCGGCAUGCCGGUGUACGCGCUCGACAUGCGCAACCACGGCCUGUCGACUGUCGCCCAGCCUCACGGAUACGCCGACAUGGCUCACGACAUUGCCGAAUUCGCCGACAAGGCCGGGAUCAAGAGCGGCAUGAACCUCCUCGGCCACAGCAUGGGCGGCAAGGCCGUGCAGGCGUACGCGCUCAACAAGGAGCUCAACAGCAAUCUCCGCUCGUUGAUCGCCAUCGACAUGUCGCCUGCCACCGGCAAGGUUGCGCCGAUCUUCAUGGAGUACAUCAACGCCAUGCGCGAGGUCGAGGCGGCCAAGGUGUCGAGCCGUGCCGAGGCCGACAAGAUCAUGGAGAAGGUUGAGCCGGAUGCCGCUGUGCGCGCGUUCCUCCUCACCAACGUCCUGAACAAGGACGACGGCGACGGCAAGAGCUACCUCGCCUUCCGCGUCCCCCUCGACGUUAUGGCCCAGGAGAUCCCCGAGAUCGGCGGGUUCCCCUACACCGUGCCUCCUCCUGUCACCGAGACCUCGCCGCAGUGGGAGGGACCGACUCUGUUCCUCAAGGGCAAGAAGAGCCCAUACAUCAACCGCAAGAACAUUCCCAUCUGCGAGGCCUACUUCCCCAACAUGCAGCUCGUGUCGCUUGACGCUGGACACUGGGUCCACGCCGACCAGCCUGCCGAGACGACCGACGUCGUCUCCAAGUUCAUUGCUGGUGAGCGCGUUGACAACCGCGAGUAG
This is a messenger RNA of Cutaneotrichosporon cavernicola, 939 nucleotides long. RefSeq lists its product as uncharacterized. Gene Ontology annotation, cellular component: mitochondrion. The record is from RefSeq and is a predicted model, not a curated record. The transcript is spliced from 5 exons. Bases 1 to 939 code for a protein of 312 amino acids. Gene Ontology annotation, molecular function: carboxylic ester hydrolase activity. Lineage: Eukaryota; Fungi; Basidiomycota; Tremellomycetes; Trichosporonales; Trichosporonaceae.